Molecule: messenger RNA, 870 nt
Organism: Psilocybe cubensis
Lineage: Eukaryota; Fungi; Basidiomycota; Agaricomycetes; Agaricales; Agrocybaceae
Exons: 2
Coding region: 1-870 (289 amino acids)
Molecular function (GO): oxidoreductase activity, acting on NAD(P)H
Source: RefSeq, a predicted model, not a curated record
AUGCCCAACACCUCUCGUCAACAUCUUGCGGCAAUGGUCCCAUCGGUCGGCGCGCCAUUUGUCAUCGAGCCUCGAAGUACUCCCACUCCAGGACCAAAUGAAGUCCUAAUUGAAGUCAAAUCGGUCGCAGUCAACCCACUCGACUAUUUUCAACGUUACACUGGCUUCCAUAUUGACGUUUUCCCCGCCAUUAUUGGCUCUGAUGUAGGAGGAACAAUUAUUGAGGUGGGAUCCUCUGUCUCUCUGGAGCUCAAGCCGGGAACUCGCGUCUCUGCAUUUGCCCCAACCUUCCUCUUAAACGGCUCUCCCAAUUAUGGUGCUUUCCAAGAACGUGUACUGGUCCCAGACCAUUUUGUAACCCCGUUGCCAAAUGGACGUGUUAGCUUCAACGAGGCAAGCAUACUUCCUAUGGCUCUUUUAACCGCUUGGACCGGGAUCGUGUAUCAGCUGGGAAUCCCUACUUCUACCACUCCAUACAAGCCGUCCGACAAACAGGGUCUCUUAAUCUGGAGUGGUGCAUCGAGCGUCGGCACGAUGGCCGUAAAGGAAGAUGGUGUGACAGUACAACUAGCAUAUCACACAACUGGCGACCUCCAAGAUACGUUGAAGGUUCUGCAAAGGGUGAAGGGCAAUGGAAUCGCCAAAGUCGCAUCGGCUCCAGCGUUGACGGAGGAGUCGCCUAAAACUAACGACAUAGAAAUCGGCUUUGUCGCGCCUACAUCAUCUGGUCCAAAGUUUGAUGAAGUAAUCGAUUUCGUUUUCAGAGUUUGGCUGAAGGAAAGGCUGGAGAGGGCGGAGUUUUCACCCAGCCCCCGAGUUCAGGUGAUUGGGAAAGGCUUGGGUUCGCUACAGCUUGCCUUGGAAGAAUAG